CAUCGGAACGAGCCCCGGCGGCUCGGCAAGCCUGGCUGCGCGCCAGCCGAGCAGCCCUCGUUGCAAAUGGCCAAUAAUAAUUUCCUCUCCACCUUAGCCCCGGAACACUGCAGACCUUUGGCUGGGGACUGCAUGAACAAGCUCAAAUGCGGCGCUGCCGAAGCAGAGAUAAUGAAUCUCCCCGAGCGCGUGGGGACUUUUUCCGCCAUCCCGGCUUUAGGGGGCAUCUCAUUACCUCCCGGGGUCAUCGUCAUGACAGCCCUGCACUCCCCCGCAGCAGCCUCGGCAGCCGUCACAGACAGCGCGUUUCAAAUUGCCAAUCUGGCAGACUGCCCGCAGAGCCAUUCCUCCGCCUCUUCGUCGUCCUCAGGAGGCGGGGGAGGCGGCAACCCGGCCAAGAAGAAGAGGAAAAGGUGUGGGGUCUGCGUUCCCUGCAAGAGGCUCAUCAACUGUGGAGUCUGCAGCAGUUGCAGGAACCGCAAAACGGGACACCAGAUCUGCAAAUUUAGGAAAUGUGAAGAGCUAAAGAAAAAACCUGGCACUUCGCUAGAGGUCAGAGGAGAUGAUUUCUUUCUUCCCAGCCUCCCGCCGUCCCUCGUGAACCCCCUUCCCCCACCUCUCCAGUGCUUCUUGUCUAGUUUCAAGAUGCAGCAUCCCUUUUCCGAAGCCUCCUUCAGGUUGUGAGGGGGGAGCCCCCUCCUUCCCCUCCCCACUUUUUGCCUCUCCGUAGUACUGUGCACAAAACAUAGCCACACGUCCGCAGCCUCGGGGGGUCUGGACUGCCCCGGAGCCGCUUUGGAGGAGGGGGAGCGGGGAGGUCGGCCCUCGAAUAAAAACCCGGCCGGGCGUUGGGCGUUCUGUUGCUCGGUGGGGUCUUUUCGAUAGGGAAGAAAGCGUGGAAAGUUUGCGUUCGUGGGAUUUGGAAAGGAAAAGGCCCACGAAAUCACUCAACGCCCGAGGGGAUUUUUUUUCACCUUUUAAAAUAAUUACACGAAGAUUUCUGCUGCUGCUUUUUUUUUUUUUUUUAAAUAUACCCAAGUUGAGUUUAUUACACAUAAAAUGAUCGGAACCAAUUCUCUAUAUUUUUAUCUGUUAUUGCAAGGUGUGUUGUUUGGUGAUAUGUAAACUACUUUUUACUUAAUGUGAAACUAAUGGUGAAGGGCAUUUUUUUUUAAACAAAAAAUCCAAACUCUUUAAUACCCAUGAAACUUAUAAUUUCUAAAAUAAUUUUGGCCGUUUUAAGGGAUUCUUUCCUUCCUUACCUGCUGCCUAGAUUUUGCUUUGUUUGAAAAUUAAGUCAGGGAACUUAACUUUCUAAAGUUGAUCCCAGAUCUUACAAUUGUCCUACCUUCAGCUAAAAUGAACAUCUAGGUAAUUUGGGGGUUAUUUUGAUAAUUUAUUGCAAGACAACAAUUGGUGGUGAAGAAGUUAGUGAAGCAUACCAAAAGUAAUACUUUGGAUUUAUAAUACAUCCUUACCAAAAAUAGCCCUUUGUAGUAUAUUUUACAAUUGGAUAAAGAAUAUCUAUGAUUAUGUGUGAUUGAAAUGUAUAUGCAUUUAUUUUUUAAAAACUCAGAAUUGACAAUGUAUUAUCACAGAACUGAAAAGAGAGGUCCUCAAGUUUAGUAGACUUUUAAAAAACAAAGUAAAAGGGAUAUUGUGGUUUUCAGUUCAUGUAUUUAGUUUAGUGGACAGAGAAAAGAAAAAAAAUGUAAAAUGACUAAUAGCAUUAUUUUUAGAUGGAAGAAAAAAGAGGAAAGACUUGUAAUCAUUUAAAGCCCUGUCAUUAUUAAAACUAUAGUAUUGCCAGGUAGAUGAACCUAUCAGAUGAGUGCGUUUGGUUGGAGAGAGCAUGUUCUUUAUGGGACUUUUAAGAUGUAAAGUGACUGAAAUUAGCAACUCAGAAUUGCAACUGCGAUUAACAGGAGUUAACUUAUAAGUUGAUAUUUUUAUUAGUAUUAAUGUUACCACUAAGUUUAACAUUUCACUUAAAAAAAUAGGGGGAAAAAGGAAAACAGCACUUGGGUGAUACUAAUUUCUUCUGCCCUUGCAAGAUUGAACUAUCCUUUUGGAAAGUUUAAUAACUUGUUCUUUCUAUAUUUCCCAUAGCUGUUUAUUGUGCAUAUAUGAUAAUCCAAUAUCACUUUGAUGCAACAGCCUCUUUGGACUACAUUUCAGCUGGUAAAAAUCAGUUGUAUAUAAAUGUACCUGUUAUUUUUGGUUGCAAACACACUCCUGUUUAUUUCAUAGAACAUUUCAGAGAAUGUAUAUUGUGAUUUUUACAAUAAACAGUAAAUGCUGAAU
This is a messenger RNA of Python bivittatus (Burmese python), 2304 nucleotides long. NCBI's taxonomy places the organism in Eukaryota, Metazoa, Chordata, Lepidosauria, Squamata, Pythonidae. The record is from RefSeq and is a predicted model, not a curated record.